GAACGUAGCCGAACGCAGCCGAGCCCAGCCGAGCCCCGCGCCCAAACGGCCGCCGCCGCCCGAGCGCCGCCGUGCGAGCAGGCGAGCGGCCUCGGCCGCGGAGGAGGCGCCGCCCCAGGGGGAGGAGGUCCCUGCUCGCCGCAGACCGCCCGCGGCAGAGGCCGCCCCGGUCGCGCCGCCGCGGGAGCGGCCGGCGGAGGCUGCGCUGCGGAGGGGGAGGGUCGGGGGGAGGGGAAGUCACCCCUGCCCGCCUCCCGCUGCUCCCCGCCCGCAGGCUCUCGAGCAGCAGUCGGCGCCCUGCAUCCCGCUGCCCCGGACCCUCCUGCGGGCGCGCACCGGGCUCAACUCAGGCUGAGAACUGCAGGCGGACGUCUUCACUGUCCGGGAAUCAUUGAGUGUGUGGACAGGACAGCCUCCUUGGAAGGCCGGCUGUACCGGAGUUCCGCCUCGGCAUGGGCCUUGCCAUUGAGGCAGCUUCUCAGUCUGUGCCUGUCUGAGGGUGCUGCCCGUCAUGGGGGCAGCCAUCUCCCAGGGGGCCCUCAUCGCCAUCAUCUGCAACGGCCUCGUAGGCUUCUUGCUGCUGCUGCUCUGGGUCAUUCUCUGCUGGGCCUGCCACUCCCGUUCUGCCAACAUCGACUCCCUCUCCGAAUCCAGUCCCAACUCCAGCCCCGGCCCCUGUCCCGAGAAGGCGCCCCCGCCCCAGAAGCUCAGCCAUGAAGGCAGCUACCUGCUGCAGCCCUGAAGGCCCCUGGCCUAGCCCGGAGUCUGGGACUUAAGUCCACCCCACUUGGAACCUGGAAUCGGGAUCCCAGGGUCCAGCCAGCCUGGGGUCCAGAACUCAGAGUCCAGCCUGUCUGGAGCUGGACCCAGCAGGCCAGAGUCUGGUCGGCCUGGCUCCAAGAGGGGCUCUGCUGGCCCUCGGUAGACAGGCCUGGGGUGGGGGAUUCAUGAGUUGGUGCUAGGGCCAGGGCCAUCUGGACUCUGCUCCAUCCCAGUGGUCGGGGCUGGGUCCACCGCCCCCUAGGCCAAGCGCCUCCAGGCCCUCGAGGUUGGGGAAUCAAUCCAUGGCAAUAAUGGGAGGGUGUCCAGGCUGGGCCCCUUCUCUGGUCCUCCUACUGUUUGCUGGAUAAUAAAUGGAACUAUGGCUCUA
Molecule: messenger RNA, 1150 nt
Organism: Orcinus orca (killer whale)
Lineage: Eukaryota; Metazoa; Chordata; Mammalia; Artiodactyla; Delphinidae
Gene: ENHO
Product: energy homeostasis associated
Exons: 2
Coding region: 512-742 (76 amino acids)
Biological process (GO): positive regulation of Notch signaling pathway
Cellular component (GO): plasma membrane
Source: RefSeq, a predicted model, not a curated record